Naegleria lovaniensis is the source of this 1185-nucleotide messenger RNA. RefSeq lists its product as uncharacterized. The transcript has a single exon. NCBI's taxonomy places the organism in Eukaryota, Heterolobosea, Eutetramitea, Acrasida, Naegleriidae. Bases 1 to 1185 code for a protein of 394 amino acids. The record is from RefSeq and is a predicted model, not a curated record.
AUGGAGACACUCUUCAGACCUGAACAUAUUCAUUUCCGUUAUCAUCGCUCUCAAGUUUCAACUCUCAAACUUCUCCUUUCCGACCGUGCUUCCUCUCCUUCCACAUCCGUUUCAUUAUCUUCUAACGUUUCAAGCACAAGCACUGCAGCUGUCAAUUCCAUAAAUAAUACUGCCACUUCUAAUAUUCAAGAAAGUACUGCAACAACCAAUACUACAAAUCAACUCUCGCCACAACCUUCAGGUAGAAGUAGACGACAACCAACCUCGUCAAGAUGUGUCUCUCCAUACAAAUCUCCCAACACUUCAGGAAGACUGAAGGCAACGAUUGCUAAGGGUGUGAAGGAACAAGAAGCUGCCAUAGACAAUGGUAGUGCUUCUCUGUAUGCUGAAAAAUUCGAGCAAUAUGCCGAGAUGAAAAAAGCUAGCUUGGAUUGCAUCAACAAGCUCAACUCACUCUACAAUAGCGUUGAAAUUGGAGUCAAAGAGCUUUCAAGUUUGUGGGAAAUGUUGACAGAAAUUGAUGAACAACAACCAGGAUCCCUCUUCUUGAUGGACUUUGAAGAGGAUGGCGAUGACGACAUUGUUCCACCAAAUUUUUCCAUGUCUAACAGCAACACAUUUGAUACAUCAAACAGCAGUAAGGUAAACCUUAAGACGCAGCGGCUUCAAAUUUGUGAACAAGUAACCAAACUGAUUAAUAUCGAGAGCACUUUAUUGAAUUUGGUUGAGUCACAUCAGAACAUGUUAGAGAGUAAUUUUGGCUUUUCAUUCCAAGCCAGAGAAGAACUAGAGCGUGCAAGCUCAACAGGCUCGUUACCCAUUCUCAAGAAACUUCCAAGCUCGAAUUUCAAAGAUAUCAUGGAUUACAUUGACUUUCCAAGUCACAUUCAGAGAACCGUCACAUGCUCUAAACUUUUUGAAACGACACGAAAGAUAAUUGUUCCAAACGAGGAAGAAGCAAGUGAAGCCUCGGUUGUGGAACUUGACGUUGUAGGUAUUACUGGGGCGUCCCCACUCAUUCGUUCACUUCCAUCUACAACCUUCCAAAAUAAUACCUCAAACUCAAAGGUUAAAUGGAGAGAAUAUAUUCGAUUGGAAAAGCUCAACAAGAAAUUUCAAAAGAAGUUAAACGAAUUUGAAGAGGUUAUUAUUCAGUUUGUCCAACUCAAGCAGCAAUAUAGUUGA